UUAAUAAUCAAACACGCACACCACAUGUGCCAAAAAUGGAAGCAUGCGAAAACAGACUGAGCAAGUAACAAUUCUGAAUCCGGUGCUUCUGAUGUUGACGUCCACCUAAAGCUAUCCCUAUCUAUAUUCACUCUCUAAACCCUAAUUCUCCUCUCACAAUCUCCUUUCUUUCUAUCAGGCCCGACUAGGUAAAACUUAAUUGGUAAACUAGCGAUUCCCAGUUAAUCGGAGAUUAAUCCCAGUUUUUACAACAAGCAAUGGAAUAUGACUGAGAUUUCAGUAUCUGACUCCAAUACUGUGCUUGCCAUUUCAGGCCAGCUUAUAUGGUCGAAUAUCGAUUAAAUUAUCAUUUUAUAUCAUCAUCUUGAUAAACACAAGGAAUACUUUGAUGGGAGGUUUAUUAAGCAAAAACAGCUGUAAACCAACUGAGACUUUACAUGUUCCUCAUGGUGAGUCUUGCAAGAGACAGAAAACGUUAUCGAGCUUAUGGGAUGAUAAGCCUCUAUUGAUUCCAAACCUUCCUGAUGAAAUUUCACUCGAAAUUCUUGCUAGACUUCCGAGAAUCUGCUAUUUAAAUGUGAAAGGUGUAUCGCGAAGCUGGAAAGCUGCGGUAACAAGUUCUGAAAUUUACAAGGUUAGGAGAGAAUUGGGCACCACAGAAGAAUGGCUCUACAUUUUGACCAAAAAUCAUGGCGAUAAACUAUUUUGGCAUGCAUUGGACCCCGUUUCUAAAAGAUGGCAAAGAUUGCCACCUGUUCCUAAUGUGCAUUUAGAAGACGAUUAUAAAAGUGGGUUAUCUGGUUCUCGUAUGUGGAAUAUGGUAGGCUCAAGUAUCAGAAUUGCAGAUGCUGUGAGGGGAUGGCUUGGACGAAAGGACGGUUCAGAUCAAAUCCGGUUUUGUGGGUGUGCUAUUGGAGCCGUGGAUGGCUAUCUCUACAUGUUAGGAGGGUUCAACAGAGCUUCUGCCAUGAACUGUGUUUGGAAGUAUGAUCCGGUUUCAAAUUCUUGGAGUGAAGCGAAUCCCAUGUCUGUUGGUAGAGCUUAUUGCAAAACUGGAGUGUUAAACAAUAAGUUAUAUGUCGUUGGCGGUGUUAGCAGGGGUCGUGGCGGUUUAACACCGCUACAAUCUGCAGAGGUUUAUGAUCCCCAAACUGGGUUAUGGUCGGAAAUACCAAGUAUGCCGUUCUCAAAAGCACAAGUAUUACCAACUGCGUUUUUAGCAGAUUUGCUUAAACCGAUUGCAACAGGAUUGACGUCUUAUAGAGGGAAACUAUAUGUUCCUCAGAGUUUAUAUUGCUGGCCUUUUUUCGUUGAUGUUGGUGGUGAAGUUUACGAUCCGGAAACAAAUUCAUGGGCGGAUAUGCCUACGGGUAUGGGCGAAGGUUGGCCAGCUAAGCAAGCAGGAACCAAAUUGAGUGUGAUUGUUGAUGGUGAUCUAUACGCGUUGGACCCUUCUAGUUCUUUAGAAAGUGCUAAAAUAAAAGUUUACGAUCAUCAAGAUGAUUCUUGGAAAGUGGUUGAUGGUGACAUACCGAUUUGUGAUUUUGCUGAGUCGGAAUCUCCGUAUUUGCUUGCGGGUUUACUAGGGAAGCUUCAUGUCAUCACUAAAGAUGGUAACCAUAAUAUUGCAGUAAUGCAGGCUGAUAAACAAAAUGAUUUGAUGACAUCAUCAGGAGAAGAAGGAGAAGGAACUUCUGAAUCAGUAACAGCAUCUGACCCAAACAUCUGGAAUGUGAUUGCUGUCAGGAACUCGGGUUCCACCGAGCUUGUGAGCUGUCAAAAUCUUGAUAUAUAAUCGAGUCGCGGAUGAUAAUGCUCGGGUUUUCUGUAUGCUGCUGGCUUUGCAGGUAUGUUUUACUAUGUGAAAAAUGUUGUACAUAAUAAGAAACAUUGUUGUACUAGUUUACUGUUAUUAUUUUGAGACCUUUAUAAACUUUUAAUUUUCUUAUAUAUAAUCUUCAUAUUUACUGAAAGAAAUUUAUUGUUCACAGUGAUCUGAUUUUAUAAAUA
Molecule: messenger RNA, 2010 nt
Organism: Helianthus annuus (common sunflower)
Lineage: Eukaryota; Viridiplantae; Streptophyta; Magnoliopsida; Asterales; Asteraceae
Product: F-box/kelch-repeat protein At1g22040
Exons: 2
Coding region: 389-1795 (468 amino acids)
Molecular function (GO): protein binding
Source: RefSeq, a predicted model, not a curated record